This is a messenger RNA of Nilaparvata lugens (brown planthopper), 6115 nucleotides long. RefSeq names its product protein brunelleschi (gene brun). The transcript is spliced from 21 exons. The record is from RefSeq and is a predicted model, not a curated record. Bases 251 to 3802 code for a protein of 1183 amino acids. Lineage: Eukaryota; Metazoa; Arthropoda; Insecta; Hemiptera; Delphacidae. Gene Ontology annotation, cellular component: trans-Golgi network.
UCAGCUGUCUUUUUGUGGUGUCGUGGUGGAAAACAAAACAUAACCUAAAAGGUGUCCAAGAAUUCUGAAUCUGAACUGAUCUGAUUAUGAUUUUGUUGUUUCCGUUUUUCCUUCCUUGUUUGUUUAAUAUUAUAGUAACAGGUACCGCUGAUCAAAAACUCAAACAUAACCAUACUUCCUUUCUUAAUGUGAUCCAUCUGCUAUUGACGAGUGUUUUAAAUGAACAAUCACCGAAUCUGAUUGCAUACCAAUGAGAUCAUCUGUGAGUGUCAUUUUGUCAAGUCCGACUCCAGAUCCGAACAUGUCGCAUCCAGACUAUGAGCAGACACCUCACGAUCAUGCAGCCAUUCUUGUCCUUGUCAAACACAUUGGAGAGGAAUUGACAGCAAAGUGUUUCAAUAAAAUUUAUGAACGCAUCUGCCGAUUGAACCAUAUCAAAGUGGUUGACAGCAAUGGAACUCAGAGACCAGUGUGGGCAAAGUAUACGAAAGAUUAUCUGGUCGGAAACAACGACUGGGGUGACUUUCAAACGCAUCGUUGUCUUCUGGGGCUGAUAUCUGUUGGCAAAUGCAAAAACCAGGUGGAACUGAACGAGCUGUGCCGUUUGCACGAGACGCUGAAGGUGAAGUACUCGACAACUCUGUACAACUCACGCUGCAUCAUCCUCGGAGUGGGCGGAGAGGGGGAAGAGAUGCCCACCCCUGCCAACUUCAAGAGCCUGGCUCUGUUCUAUGGAUCGGACGGUGAUUUGGGCGCGCAGUUUGAAGCGCAACUGACUGAGUUCCUCAGCUCACUGUUCUGGGUGCUCGAGUCCAAGAGGCAUAAACGGUGUCGGGAGAAGAUAGAAAGAGUGUCAUUGUUGUUGGCCCCAUUUGAGAAGCGGGACUUUGUUGGCCUGGACAUGGAGUCCCGCAGCAACAAGAAGCGGUGCGUGGGCCGCAUGACCAAGCACCUGGGGGACCUCUGCCUGCAGGCCGGUCUGCCCGCCGAGGCGCUCGGCUACUACCACACGGCUGCCGAGAGUCUGCGUGCCAUCAACGACUGGCUCUGGAUAGGAGGUGCUUCAGAAGGUCUAUGCGCUGCAUCAGCCAUCCUAUUGUACCCGAAUAUGUGCAGAAAUUACCCAGUGCAUCGCAACUCGUCUCUUCCCGAAGGAUCUCAAACAAAUCCAAGGUCCAGCAUAUCGGAUCCAUUAGAGGUUAGUCUUCCAGCUCCUGAAGUUCUUCAUAAACCGGAUAAAAUUCUAUCUCCGGAUGACAUCCUGAAGAGUUACAGGGAAGCCAUCAUACAUUAUAGUAAGUACCAGAAUGCUGGAGUGAUUGAAACCGAGGCGUGUUACAAGGCCGCUCGCAUAGCAAUCGAGCAAAACUCAAUAGUUCAGGCCGCUUCGUUUCUGCAGAAUGUUGUUUUCAUAAAUCUCACUUUGAGUGAGGAAGAGAAGAUCCAACGCCUCAUGAGUUUGUCAGAAUUAUAUACAAGGAUUGGGUUCCAUCGUAAGGCUUCGUUCUACCGCAGAUUGGCGGCGACCCGAUAUGUCUCAGCAAGAAAUCCUGAAACCAAUUGGGAACAGUGUUACAAUUUGAUGCUACAAGCUCUUCCCGGGUAUAAGUUGACAUUGGACCCCGCCGAUUACCCUCCAGGGCGUCUGGUCGGCUGGCCGGGCUUGCAGAAGCUGGUGUUGCAAGACCUCGUGAUAGCUGCCAAGCGAGUGGGCCACUCAGCUGUGGCCACUCGUCACAUGACCUUCCUGCUGCAGGUGAUGUGGAAUCAGCUGACAGCUGCCGAACGCCACGACAACGCCCUCCAAUUGCAGAUCCUGUCCUCUCAAUGCGAGGGAGCUCCCGUGCCUCUAGUACUAGACUCGGGCCUAGUCAUACCUCCGGCCAACCUCAUCAACAUCCCUCAGACCGAGUCAUUCACCAUCCAGAACCUCAAACCGCAUCUGCGACCCUGCAAACUCAUGAAGACCAAGGAGGAUUUCGGGCCCUUCCUGUUCACACCGUUCAACUUCGGGUCCCUGGAACGAAAGACUAAACUACCCAACAAGCUGGACUACCUGUGGGUGGCCGAAGAGAUGGGAGAGGUCACCCUACAACUCACCAACCCGCUCUCGUUGGAGCUGGAGGUCUCCAACAUGCGUCUCCUCACCAGCGGCGUAGUGUUCGAGAGUCUGCCCCUCACCCUCAGCCUGCCCCCGGAGGCCGUCAACUACUCGGUCACCCUGAUGGGCUCCCCGAAGGAAGUCGGCGAACUGGAGAUCACCGGCUAUUCAACGCACACGCUCGGUGUGAAGAGCAACUGUCGCCUCAAGCAUAUUCCGAAAAUCUCGCAGCCCACCUACACCAUCGAGGUGAUUCCUGCGUUGCCCGUUCUGAAUGUGUCCGUGCAGACUAGAGCCAAGCAACUCGAUCCCGACUCACCGCAGAAGACUGGAGCGUCAGACUGGAGCGGCACGGCGCCGAGCUCUAUGAAGCAGGACAGUAGUGUGUGCCUGUACGCGGGGGAGAGCAUGGAGUGUGUGGUGGUUUUGAAGAACGAGAGCGAUCGAGCCGUGCAGUGGCUGGACAUGUCGAUAGAGACAGUGUUGGAUCCCAGUGUCCAGCGGCAGACAAUCUGGUGGGACGAGGACUGUGCCCUCAAUCAGCUGCCGUUGGAAGCCGGCGGCACAAUCCAAGUGCCCCUGCACCUCUAUGGACACACCAAUUUCCUCGGCGUUCCGCCUCCGUCUGCUUUUGUACCAGAUUCGGGAAGUAUGAAAAGCAGCAUGUUCUCUGGGCCAAGCUCGUUCUUAUCGACGGCUUCAAGUGCUCGCCCCGGCGCCACACCGGUUUCCGCAUCGUCAGCGUCUUUCAGAUCUGGUCCAAGUAGCCUCAACUCAUUCAGCUCACAAUUCAACAAGAUGUCAGCAGAAAAUGCUCCAAAGACAGUGGUUGACUGUCAGCUGAAAGUGCGCUACUCCGGUGACCCAGGGCUGACCAGUGGCUAUUGUCGAGUCAGUUCGGCCAAUCUCCACAUCGAUAUCAUUCCAUCAAUUAUUGUCACCAAUUGGGACGUCCUGCCGGCUGAAACAAGCGACCAGUUCUACUUAGUUUUGGACAUAAUCAACAUGACCAAUCAGGAGCUCGAUCUCAACUACACUGAUGCGAAGAGUAUUCUGAUUGAAGAGAACGAAUCCUGCCGAGUGCCAAUCCCGGUUGAAAGAUGUCCUCUCUCCAAAAUUGGAAAGCUAUUGGAGUCGGCCGACUCGAUGAAGGACCUCGUGGAGCUGAGCGCGGCCUGCUCGGAGCACAUCUGGUCGCUGGUGAAGCUGAAGUGGGCGUUGGCCACCGGUGAAUGCCCUCGGCGCAGUGGGGAGGCCUCCCUGCAUGGCAUCACCCUUUCCUCCGACAUGCUCGACGUGGUCCGCAUGUCGCCCGUCAAUUGGGAGGUGCUUCUGAAUUCCAAGUCGAUCAGAUCCUCUCAAGGCGAGUCUGAGCUGACAAGCAAAAUUGGGCAGUGCCUGAAUGUGGGCGUGUGGGUGCACAACUCCCUGUCAUGGCCGCUAGUCAACUUGGAACUGUCGCUGCAGUUCUUCCAGGACCACCAGAACGGGGUCACCAAUUACCAGCUGGACACCAGGCUGGCCACUGCUGGUGUCACUCAAGUUCAGCUGCCUGAGGUACAGGAGCACGGCAAGGUGUACCACGAGUGCAACGUGGUCUUCUUCACACCAGGCCAAUACAAGGUCAACAUACAAUGCACGUCGUCCGAAAAGCAUGUCUGGAAAUUGAUCCCUCCACUCGAAAUAGAAGUUUCUAAAUAACAUUAAAAAUUUACAUGAAUUUUGUAUCAAUCAAACUUUAUCUCUAUCUCAAUUAAUUAUUUAUAGCAUAAUAAUAAUUGUUUAUAUUCAACAAAAUAAUCAAGUUAUGCAGAUAAGUCCAACGUUGGUAUGUCAAGUUACGUUAAAAUAACAAAUUAUUCAAAAGCUUCUCAUUAUUGAUAACAUUAAUGCAGGGAGUUUCAAAAGUUACUUUAAACAUUGAGAAUUCAUGAAACAAGGUACAGAGUUGUUUUGAAGGAACACUUCAAGUUUUAAUUAAAAUAAUUUUACAAUGCAAAAUUGCGAGUUCUAGAGGAACUUUUGAAACAUUUUAUAUUAAUAAAAUUGAAAAGUGUAUACAAAUUAUUUGAUUAGAUUUCCAUCUGGUGCAGGUUUAAUAUAAUUCAACAUAUCCAAACUUAGUAGAUUUUAAUUAAACAUAAACGUUUCAACAAACAUCACUGGGUACUGCUGUCAUGCUAGGGCAGCCAUUCAGGCAGCCACAUUCUGGCUGCCGAAUCCGGUGACGGAGUGAGCAACCGCCUUCCUGGCCGACUGAGUAACAUGGUUGCUUCGCGUCCUGGCUGCCUAGCCCAAUGUAUUUAUUUUAAAAGCAACUUUCAAUUUUCUCCUUCCAUUGGCACGAAUACUGUUUACUUCAGAUGAACACAAACCUCCCAAAAUGGAUCCAUCAUUUGCAACAACUUUACUUCAAGUGAGCAGUAUCAAGAAGCUUAGAAUAGUAGUAAGAGAAGGAGCAAGUACGAAAUAAAUGUUUGAGGCAUCAUAAGUUCUGAACUACCGAGCGGCUCAACUUGAAAUUUUGCAUAAAGAUUCUGAAUUUACUGAGGAUGUUUAUAGGCACAUUUUGACAGUUUAAUAAAUAAUUAAUCUAUUUUUUCAAUUAAUGUUUCUAUUGUUUUUAACUAUUUGUGUUUUCACAGACCCUUGUGGAGCGUGGGUUAUACUUACUUAGUCAAUCCUCUUUUACCGUUAGGUGUUGAGGUUUACGAGAGCCCUCCAUCUUUCUCUUUCCUGUGCCCUCCUUCUCACUUCUCUCCACUCCACGACUCUCUCUUCCGCCAUCUUUCGAACACCAUCCUCCCAUCUCUUCCUCGGUCUUCCUCUCCCCCUAGCACCCACAACUUUGCACACCCAGACCCUCCUUGGCAGUCUGUCAGUCGGCAUCCUCAUCACAUGUCCCAGUCACCUCAACUGUGCGGCUUCAAUCGUUUGCUUCAGAGGUUUGGAAUUCAGGCUGUCUCUGAUGUUUUGGUUCCUUAUCCUAUCCCUUCUUGUUUUCCCCGCUACCCUCCUCAAGUACCUCAUCUCUUGGGCCUGCAGCUGACUCUACCGUUUUAAUACCAGUACACAAUUUAUCACAAGAUGACGUGUUUAUUAUACAGCUGGUAACUUUAGGCUAAAUCAUAGGUAGCCGCUCGGCCGAAAAUUUCGUAAACAUUGGUCUGUGAAAUGGAUUAAUAUAUAAUUAUUAUUAGCCCCCCUAUUAAAAUUUCUGGUCAGAAACCAUCCCCAAUAUUCACACAACAUAUUCCCAAAGUUUUCAUGCUGUUCUGUCUAGUAGUUGUCAAGUCUAUAGGGAACAAACAAACAAACAUUCAUUUUUAUAUAAAAUGUAGAUAUUGAGACAUUCCUUCAAUGUACUGUUUACCAUCUUGUGCAGCAAAUAAGUCAAGAUGAAUUCCACUACUCCUGUGUCGGCAUACCAUGCACAUCUUUGCACUAUUCAUUGUCAUUCAAAAGCGAAUAUUAUUGGUGUCAAUGUUGGUUUAUUUUACAACAUAACCUGAAAUCUGCAAUUGUAAAUAGUAUGCUAAAAUUCUUCUAAAUGGUUAUUCUGCAAUGUAUAUCACACUGUACUCAUAAUAGUAGUCUAUAGAAACAUAAAAUUGUUGUUUUUUCAGUUUAUUAGAAGUUUAUGAAUAACUUACAAAAAUCACAUGAUUUUUUUAUCAAUCAAAGUUUAUCUAUGCUUCGAUUUAUUUAUUAUUUAUAGUGUAAUAAUCUUGUAAAUAGUAUGUAAAAUUUCUUCUAAAUGGUUAUAUUGUAAUUAUUUAUAUCUCACUGUAUUCAUAAUGAUAAUCUAUAGAAACAUUAUAAAAUUGUUAUUUUUUCAGUUUUAUUUAUUGUUAGUUGAAUAUAGCCUAUAUUGUUCAUGUCAAAAUUGUAAAGACACUCUUAAUAAACGUACGUUUAUAUAAAUGUAAGACGAGACCUUCUUUAUAAAUAUUCUACUUCAAUCUUGUAGUGAGUUCCACGUUAUAAUAAGAGUGGAGAAUAUAAAAUAAUGUU